AUGGAUUUUCGUGGAAGAACUUAUCCUUGUCCACCACACUUUAAUCAUCUUGGAAGUGAUGUAACACGAAGUAUUUUGCUUUUUGCCAAGGGUCAAAAACUUGGGCCUCGGGGUCUGGAUUGGCUCAAGAUUCACCUCAUCAAUCUUACUGGUUUUAAGAAACGAUCCUCCAAUGCAGAAAGACUGAUGUUUGCUAAUGAGAACAUGGAUAACAUUCUAAACUCUGCUGAUCACCCAAUGGAGGGUCGUUGUUGGUGGCAGACUUCUGAUGAACCUUGGCAGACACUUGCCUGUUGUAUGGAAAUUGCCAAGGCAGUCAGAUCUCCAGACCCGGCAGAAUAUGUUAGCCAUUUUCCUGUGCACCAGGAUGGUUCCUGUAAUGGUCUGCAACAUUACGCAGCUCUGGGACGAGAUCAGGCAGGGGCUGAAUCUGUUAACCUUAGUCCAUCAGAUCAGCCACAGGAUGUCUACAGUGACGUAUGUGAGUUGGUUGAAUGCGAAAGAGCCAAAGAUGCCAAGAAUGGAAUUUUGAUAGCACAGAAAUUGGAAGGUUUUGUCAAGAGAAAGAUCAUUAAACAGACUGUGAUGACAACGGUUUAUGGCGUGACCCGUUAUGGGGCCAAAUAUCAGAUUUUAAAGCAACUAAAAGACUUACAGGACUUUGACCCAGAAUAUGUGUGGCCUGCUUGUGUUUACCUGGCAGACAAGACCUUCCUGUGUUUAGCAGAAAUGUUCAGUGCAACCAAAGAAAUCCAGAUGUGGCUCACGUUUUGUGCCCACCACAUAGCCACACUGAGUCUGCGCCCAGUUGAAUGGAUUACCCCCCUUGGACUGCCUGUGGUACAACCCUAUCAUAAAAUGAGUACAUUUCAGAGGUGGGGUGUUUCUCUAUCAAACUCUAUGUCCACUUUUGAAAAACCAAAUUCACUGAAACAGAAAAAUGCUUUUCCUCCCAACUUCAUUCACUCUUUAGAUUCAACACACAUGUUGCUGACUGCUCUCUAUUGUCUCAGAGAAGGUAUUACAUAUGUUUCAGUCCAUGACUGCUUCUGGACCCACCCUGCCAGCGUGGAAAUCAUGAAUAAGAUUUGCCGAGAACAAUUUGUUGCAUUACACAAUCAACCGAUUCUUGAAGAUCUCUCAAAGCACCUUCUUAAAAAGUUCUGUACAACGUCAAAAGGUUCCAGUCUUCAAGAAGUUCCCAAUCAGCGAAUAUUGCAGUCAAUGCUUGGUAAGGUACCAAAAAAAGGAACAUUCAACUUAGAACAGCACUUGUUUUCUUUCUUUCUUCUUCUUUGCAAAUUGACGACUUCUUGCUUCUCAGUCAACUUUGCUAACACCAAAAUAGUAUAG
Messenger RNA from Acanthosepion pharaonis, 1353 nucleotides. Lineage: Eukaryota; Metazoa; Mollusca; Cephalopoda; Sepiida; Sepiidae. The record is from the annotation of a GenBank genome assembly.